Molecule: messenger RNA, 8986 nt
Organism: Amphiprion ocellaris (clown anemonefish)
Lineage: Eukaryota; Metazoa; Chordata; Actinopteri; Pomacentridae
Product: fibrillin-1
Exons: 25
Coding region: 509-8260 (2583 amino acids)
Biological process (GO): cell-matrix adhesion
Molecular function (GO): calcium ion binding
Source: RefSeq, a predicted model, not a curated record
AGGCCACUUUGUCAGGGAUUAGCCUGUUCAUGGGUCGCCCACUCAACCAGUUGAGCUAUCCGGGAACCCAGAGUUAACUGAUAUUUUUAACAAAUGCAGAAGAAUCAAGCAAGCAGAAUGUCACUAGAAAGCUCCAAGUUCAUUUUUCCAGGUGAAUAAAAGCCAUUUUGGUGUCCUUUGUGUGCAGUGAUGAGACAAACGAAGGCCCUCGGGCCUGGUUCACUUAUUGUGCUGAGCUGAUACAUAAGCAGGGGAAUAUGGGUGUUCCCCUUCCCAGAGGUUUAAGAUGUCAGGGCAGUGAGUGCUAUUAUGGCAUGGUGGGCCUUUGUCCGGAACAGGGUGGAGGAAUGAAGAUAGAGGUGGAGAAGAGGGCUGAAGAAGGAUGCUCGAGGACAGAGAUUCGACUCUGUGGAGAUAGACGAAGAGGAGAGAGCAGCAGAGCAGGCGAGUCCACGCUUUCUGCCUCACAACCACAUCAGACUCAGAUAGGACCAGGAGACAGGAAGAUAUGAGGCUUCCACUCUUGUGGCUGUUGAGUCUGUUUGCGGUGGAGCAACACUGCUCGAUAGUUGACCUGAAGGAAUGCAAUGAUGCAGGCAUCAAAUGCCACCCACAAGCUGAUUGUUUGAAGUUCCAAAAUCGGUUCACCUGUGUUUGUCGUAUUGGCUACAUGGGUGAUGGUGAGAUGUGCAUCGACAUUGAUGAAUGUCUCACUGGCCUCAGCAGUUGUCACCGAAGAGCUCGCUGCAACAACACCCUUGGAAGCUAUAGCUGUGUCUGCCUUAAUGGAUAUGUUGGAGAUGGCAUCAGCUGUCAAGACAUUGAUGAGUGUCAAAACAACAAUGGAGGUUGCCAUACAAAUGCCAUUUGUACUAACAUCGAGGGAAGUCGAAAGUGCAGGUGUAGAAUUGGCUUCAGGGGCAACGGCUUCCAGUGUGAUGAUGUUAACGAAUGCUUAAACCAAGGGAUGUGCCACUGGAACGCCACUUGCACCAACAACCCCGGGUCUUAUGUGUGCACCUGUAAUGCUGGAUAUAAGGGCAAUGGAAACUACCUUUGCCUCGACGUUGAUGAAUGUUCAGAGACUCCUCGUGUUUGUUCUUCGUUGCUUGGAUAUAGAGGCUGUAAAAAUCUGCCUGGUAGCUACCGCUGCACAUGUAACAGUGGCUAUGAAAGUAAUGGACGGAGCUGUGUGGACAUCGAUGAAUGUGCAGGCAACUUCUGCAGUCUUUUUGCAGACUGUGUAAAUACCAUGGGGUCAUACCAGUGUACCUGCAACAGUGGAUUUGUAGGGAAUGGACUGACUUGUGCAGAUAUAAAUGAAUGUAAUGCGGAGAAUGAAUGCCAUCCCACUGCUGCUUGUAUCAACAGGCUGGGCAGUUAUGAAUGCUCUUGUCUGGAUGGUUUUGUUGGAGAUGGGCGACUGUGUGAAGACAUUGAUGAGUGUGCAACACUUAACAUCUGUCCUGUUACCACUACCUGUGUCAACACUGGUGGGUCAUAUUACUGCGACUGUGGCACUGGCUUCAUCUUCAAUAAUUCAGAGUGCCAUGACCUGGAUGAGUGUUUGGCAGGACGCUGCAGUCCAUAUGCAUCCUGCACAAAUUCUCCUGGUUCCUUCUCUUGUCAGUGCAUGACAGGGUACAGGGGAGAUGGUUUCACCUGUGUGGAUGUGGAUGAAUGCUUGCUGGCUGAGCAGUGCCACUCCAAAGCGCUUUGCAUUAACCUUCCUGGCUCCUACAACUGCACUUGUCAGGUGGGUUAUUCUGGAAAUGGGAAGAUCCUUUGCAAGGAUGUUAAUGAGUGUUUGAUCGAUAAUGGAGGUUGCAGAAACAAAGCCGAAUGUGUCAACAGUCAGGGUUCGUUUUCUUGCCUUUGUCUGCCAGGAUUCAUCUUGAUUAACCAGACGAUUUGCCAAGAUAUAGACGAAUGCACAGAAAUGGACGAUCCAUGUGGAGUGAAUGAAGAGUGCAAAAACAUUGAUGGAUCAUAUGAAUGCCCCUGCCAGGUUGGGUACUAUCGCCCUGCCAGCAACAUGGACUGCGUUGAUAUGGAUGAGUGUAAAGACAACCCCUGCCACAUUAACGCCACAUGUCUCAACACCAUCGGGUCACACACUUGCACCUGUAAACGAGGCUUUGCAGCAAAUGGCAGCCAGUGCAAUGACAUAGAUGAAUGUUCUGCAGGGGAUACAUGCCACUCACGGGCCACAUGCACCAACUUUAUAGGGGACUUCCUCUGCUCUUGUCAAGAGGGUUUCAAAGGUGAUGGUUUCUCCUGUCUGGAUGUGGAUGAGUGCUCCCUCUCAAAUACCACCUGUCCUUCCUUCUCAACAUGUAUCAACUCCCCUGGUGCUUAUGUCUGCUCAUGUUUGAAUGGUACAGUGGCCUUCAACGACACAUGUGUGCUGCCCAGUCCACUGUGUGAACCUAAAUGCCACAAUCAUGGCCUGUGUCAUCUUUCACCUGUUGGGUACCAGUGUGCUUGUGACCUUGGCUACGAAGGCGAUGGACUGACUUGCUCUGAUAUAGAUGAAUGCCAGAGUGAAAAUAUUUGUCCUGAAAAUGAAACGGAGUGUGUCAAUAUCCCAGGAUCAUUUUCCUGUGUCUGCAAACAAGGCUACACUCUCAACGGAACACAGUGUGUCGAUGUGAACGAGUGUGAAACAGGGCAGCAGGUGUGCAGCGAGUUUGCCCAGUGUGUCAAUACAUGGGGAAGUCAUUCCUGCUUCUGUCUCAGCGGUUUCACAGGUGAUGGAAAGAACUGCUCUGACUUUGAUGAGUGCCAAGUCCAAAAUGGAGGAUGCCACCCAGUCGCCAACUGCACUAACACACCUGGAUCUUUCUCCUGUGUCUGCCCACUCGGCAUGGAGGGCAAUGGCUUUGACUGUCACGAUGUGAACGAAUGUGAGAAGAACUCUACCCUGCCACACAACUGCAGCACCCAGGCUUUGUGCCUCAACACCAACGGGUCCUACCGAUGCCAGUGUCACGACGGAUACCAGGGUGACGGCUUUGUUUGUGAUGAUGUGGAUGAAUGCCAGGUGGCCACAGCCUGUGGCAGCAACAUGACUUGCAGCAACAUUCCUGGUUCCUACACCUGUUCAUGUAUGUUGGGAGUGGUGUACAAUAAAGGCACGUGUGUGAGUGAAGCUACCUGCCUGAAUGCUAGUAAGAACUGCCACCCACACGCCAAGUGUCAUCCUUACCAGGGUUCCUUCUACUGCCAAUGUGCAGUUGGCUUUGAAGGGAAUGGCACUGACUGCUGGGACGUGGACGAAUGCGACCAAUCACAAGAUGAAGUCUGCCCUGCCUUCUCCUAUUGCUUCAACACAAAUGGCUCAUACAUCUGCAGCUGUUGGGAAGGUUUUCAAACCAAUGACACACAGUGUCAGAACAUAGAUGAAUGUGCGACGGGGAACUUCACCUGCCCUGACAACAGCACCUGUACUGACCUCGAAGGGAGCUAUACAUGUACCUGUGACCCAGGUUUCUCAGGCAAUAGAUCCUUGUGUUUAGACAUUAAUGAGUGCUCACUUGGCCUCAUCCAGUGCCCUAAUUUCUCCAACUGCAUAAACAUGGUUGGAUCUUCUGUCUGUGAGUGCUGGGAAGGUUACCAAGGCAACAGUACUACCUGUGAGGAUAUCAAUGAAUGCCUACACAACUCCACCUGCGGUGAUCAUAGCACAUGCGUCAACACUAACGGAAGCUACCUGUGCCUUUGUGAUCCCGGAUUUUCCAGCUUCAGUGACGUGUGUGUGGACAUCGAUGAAUGCAGUGACAAUGAGCUUGGGGAGCUUUGCACCAAUGGAACAUGUAUGAAUGCUGUUGGCUCCUAUUACUGUGAAUGCAACAAAGGAUUCAGGAGUAAUGUGACAGAGUGUGUAGAUGUAGAUGAAUGCUCAGACUCCCUCAACUCUUCAGUGUGCCAGAUCCAUUCCACAUGUGUCAAUAUCCCUGGAUCUUACCUUUGCCCCUGUCAUGAAGGUUUCAUUCUGAAUGGCACAGAGUGUCAGGAUAUGGAUGAGUGUCAUGACCCAGAUGGCACACCAUGCCCUGACAACUCAUUCUGUAACAACACAGCAGGUUCCUUCUUCUGUGUGUGCUCUCCUGGGUACAAACCCAUCAGCUUAGCCUGUGAAGAUAUUGACGAAUGCAACGACAACACCACCUGCCGCUUUGAUCAGGUGUGCACAAACCUACCUGGAGCGUACAACUGCUCUUGCCCGACGGGGUAUCACGAGGAGAGGCAGGCAUGUGUCGACACCGAUGAGUGCUAUUAUUCACCUUGCCACCCCUUGGCCCGUUGCUGGAACACACCUGGCUCCUACUCAUGCCAGUGCCCCACAGGCUUCGCUGGAAAUGGUUCUUGGUGCAAAGAUGUGGAUGAGUGUGUCGCCCUGACCACACCGUGUCACCCUCUGGCUCAGUGUCACAACACCCCGGGAUCAUUUGUGUGUGUCUGCAUAGAAGGCUUCAUGAGUGUCGGGACACUUUGCGUUGACAUUGAUGAAUGCCUGCAGGCAGAUGGGCAGUGUCACUCUGCUGCCACCUGCAUCAACUAUGUAGGAAGUUUCAAAUGCUCUUGCAAUCAUGGCUGGGAUGCCACCAAUGAGAACAAGCAUGGGAAAGGAGGUUGUGUGGAUGUGGAUGAGUGUGUGUCACUCAUGCCAUGUCCUGGCCAGUCAUCCUGUGUCAACCUACCAGGGUCUUAUGCCUGUUCCUGUCCAAGAAGCAGCACAGUGUGCACAAGGAUCACUCAGAAUGAGGGCACUCUGUACCCCUAUGGAGCAGAGGCUGGUGACAAAGAAGUGAAAAUAGAUGCAGAAGAUGGAAAUUCUCCAUACAUCAUCCCACCAAUAGGUUUCCCCUUCUUGGGGAAACUGUACUACAGGAUUUUUUUUUCUGAUAAUGGCCUCAUCCAGUUUCAGUCUGUCACUGAGAACGAGAAGUUUCUGCUCCCGUCUCCUUUUGCCAGCGGUUUCCCCGACAACAUGAAUACGACUCUGUUGGCGGUUUUCUGGGAUGAUGCUAACCUCACCAAAGGGAAUGGGCAACUGCACUAUCAGGAAUACCAUAAGCUGGAUGUGUCAGAUGUCUAUUCUGAGAUAGUGUUUAAUCGUACUGCAGAUGAGGUGAUGAAGUUUAAGGGUCUCAGAGGCAAGUCUGCUUUUAGCCCAUCCUGGAUCCUCAAGAUUACCUGGGACAAAGUGAUGCCCAUCUCCAUCCAGAACAUCAACUUCUCAGAGACCAACACUUUCCAGUGUAUCCUGACAACAGAUGGAGCACAGUCUUUUGCCCUCCUUCGAUAUGGGGAGAUGAACUGGGGUCCCGGGUUAAGAGAAAACCAUGACGCUCUGAUUGGCUACACAGAUGGAAAAUUGACUGUCAAGGAGACCACCGACCCCCUGGAAAACCUUUUCGGAACUGAGGGCAGAUACAGGCCUCAGCAGGUGAAAGGAACCUUGGGGAAGUUAGGCCAGCUGGUGUAUGAUUUGACCGGACCACCAGAGUUAGAAGUGGAUCCCGGAUUGAAGUGCCAGGCCUGGGCGAUGACAGAACCGGACCCCGCUGAGUGGACAGAGGUGUUGCCAAUCUGUCCCUGCACCCGCACCCAGGCUCUGGAGGAUCUGGCGUUCAUUCGGGAUACCACUGAUUCAGGUCCAAUGGCAAAGAGGCUGAGGGGUCAACGGUGGGGGGGCGCAAGAGGGCACAUUUUCCAGUCACUCCUGUCCAACAGAUACGGCUCAGGGAAGAGGUGCGCGUAUGAACCAGAUGGUCCCCUGCUGGCUGGGUACAACGAACGCUACUUCUCCCAACGCAGUUUACAAAAACAUAUUGAUGGAGAUCUCCUGCCAUUCCAGUGGUGCUGUAUCGACUCUCCUCUGUGCCACCUUUACCUCCACAAGAGGCCUGUGGACCGUUGCCAAGGUUACAGCUGGACCGGCCCUGAUGACUCCAGACCAUGCGACAAGAAGGCGACACAGGGUGUAGCAAUGGUGUAUGGCAGCCUCCAUUUCAUCACCUUCGAUGGGACGGAAUACUCCUUUAAAGCCCUGGGAGAGUUUGUGAUACUCCGUCUCUCAUCUGCCACUGGCUCUAAUAUCUUCACCCUGCAAGGACAGACUGACAAGCUACACACAGACACAGGGGGGAUCGUUGAAUCCCCAGUGGUGGUGCGCAUGGCUGCCUUCCACCAGGGCAUUGGCAAGAUUGAAUGGAGGUGUGCAGGGAACAGCAGUGGCCUGCAGGUUUUUGUAGAUGAUGUUGAGGUUCCAGUCACAGUUGAUGUUGUGCACAGGGAUGUGAAGGACUUUGCAGUGCGCUGUCUAUCAGUGAACCGCUGUGCAGCUGUAUAUGCUGGUGGUCUCCACGUGGUGGUGUGGAGAAGUGAAGGCUAUAAUCAGCUGAUGGUCAUGGUGGAGGUUCCUCAGACUUACUACAACCACACCGUGGGUCUCAUGGGUCUCUGGAGCUCCAACCGCUCUGAUGAUUUCCUCAUGUCUAAUGGUAAAGUCCUCCUCUCAGAGGACCUCAACCCCCCGUCUGAAGAGAGGCUGCGUCAGUUUGGCUGGACCUGGGCAGUCCCGGUCCCAGAGAGCCUAUUGUUCUCUUCACCUCCACGGGAAGCAUUAGAGUAUGUUUCCACUGAGAAGCUGCUGGAAACCGUCAGUCCCACUGAGGUGGAGGAGCUGAGGAGAACCUGUGAGCGCAGCAUGCAGUGUGUCUUCGACAUCCUGGCAAGUGGCCUUGCUGACCUGGGACAGAAGACUCUGGAUGCCCAAAAACUAUUUGAAAAACUGUCUCUGAUCUAUGGUAACACUCCUCCCAUAGUGACAGAGCCCACAGUGAUCUACAGUAAGGUCAACUCUGAGGUCAACAUUCAUAUUGUUGCCCAGGAUCCCAACGGAGACAACAUCAGCUACUCACUGCGCUUACCCAGGCCUCCACAGGCUUCUCUUGGCAGUGAUGGCUACCUGACAUGGACGCCCCUCAGCACCCAGCCUGUCCAGCUGACCAUCCAGGUCAGUGACAAACUCACCAGCUCCCUGUUCACCCCCAUCCUGCGUGUCUGCAACUGCUUAAAUGGAGGAACGUGCCAGUAUGACAGCAUCGCUGAAAGUCACCAGCAAGGAAAGUUCCAGGUGGUGGGGUGUUUGUGCCCAAAAGGGUUCAGUGGGACGUUCUGUGGGAACACUACAGACAUAUGUCGAGGCAAACCCUGUUUCAGAGGGGUGCAGUGUCAGUCAGAGUCUGAGCCUGGCCACUUCACCUGUGGAGCGUGUCCUGGUACUGCUAUUUCUAUCGGAAAAGAGGGAUACAAGUGCUUUAAACAUGACAUGUGCAGCUCACCUUUCCCCUUCCCCUGCCACAAAGAUUAUGCCAAAUGCAGCAGCACAAAAUAUAACUACACCUGCACAUGUAAGCCAGGCUUCACUGGAGAUGGACACAACUGCACAGAUAUAGAUGAGUGUGCGGCGCUCAUGGCCUGUGAGAACGCAAAGUAUGAGUGUAAGAACACACCCGGCUCUUUUGAAUGUGUCUGCAGAUAUCAAAUCACGAAGGACACCAAACGAUGUGGUGACGCUCCCAAUCCUCCAGGAUAUAACCUGUUUAACGUCUCCGUGACCUGGAGUGAGAACAGCGCUGAUGGACUCAAACAGCUGGAUGACGUUCUCAGGAAAGGUUUCGAGAACAAAUACUACAACAUCACUAAGACAGAUCCAGGACAGGGAUCCAGACCAGAUGAAUAUCGUAUCGCCGUGUCCAGUGACACACCCCACUGGUACAUCAUGGACUACAUGACCAGAGUCAGCAGCAACUAUGGCAUUAGACGCAUAGACAUUGAUGAUUUGGAUGAGUGUAAGGCCAAGGAGGCGGCAUGUGUCCACCCUGCCCAGUGCACCAACACCUACGGGGGCCACAGGUGUGUUUGCAAUGGCACAGCUGACGUGGAUAAAACCCAGUCCUGCCUAAUAGACAGAGGAAAAGCGGACAGAACGGAGUUGGAGCUUGUUCUGGGUCUGGUUCUGGGUAUUGGCAUCCCUCUGUUCCUGCUGCUGCUUCUGGUUGUACUGGCUUGCUUCUGCUGCUACUGCAAGAGGACUGUUACUGGAGACCUUCCCCACUUGAUGCCGGACUACAUCAACGAGCAGUACAACCCUCCACCCUUCAACUACUCAGACCCGGCUCUGCACUACAUGACCCACAGCAGCCCUCGGAUCAUUGACAACAUCACACCCAGGCACCACUACAGAUAGCACAUUCUAAAAGUUGCAAACACAAAUGCACAGCACUUUUGGAGUCAUAGCAUAUAUUUUAUAAUGACAAGAUGAAUGAUCCUUAUUUAUAUUGCAACAAAAUCAGUAAUUAAACCCAAGUGACUUUUAAAGUCAAUUAUUUCCAAUCCUCUCCGCUGAAUGAUGGACCUGCCAAGUUGGUGCUGGAAGUUUUUUCUGCCUGGACAUCAGUUUACAGUCAGUCUGACCCAGCAGAACUCGACAAUCUCUUGGCCAGAGACGCUGAUGAAAAGUAAACCACUGCAGUGGUCUUCAGUUUCCAGCUGAUACUGAGCCAAUAGUCUCUUUGAUAACAACAUUAGCGUUUAUCAGAAUACCUGGUGUCAGGCUCCUGCCCUCUGUUCACAAUUAUAUUCAGUAGGAGGUCACUGUGGUUCUUAUCAGUAAUGUAUCCACAUUUGGAAAAUCAGCAUCAUUCAUAACCACCAAACAUGGUUGAUUUAAUUUAUCUGUGUUAUUAUUCUGCAAACACUUCAAACCAUAGAAAGUAGGUGUCACUGUUUUCUGAAAGCAUUUAUCUACUUUGGAAAUUACACUCUAAAUUAUUGUUCAUUGCUGGAUUGUGUCCCAGUUCAAUUAACACAGUAGAGUAAUUCAGUGUUUCAGCUGAAAGCUGUCUGUCUGCUAGCUAAAAUCAUUUGUAAAUAUUUUAUGUGAAUAACUAAAAAGGCCACUUUAGCAACCCUG